Messenger RNA from Notodromas monacha, 4543 nucleotides. Lineage: Eukaryota; Metazoa; Arthropoda; Ostracoda; Podocopida; Cyprididae. The record is from the annotation of a GenBank genome assembly.
AUGGCAACUGCUGUCGCUAAUUCCGGGCCAUCCGGUCCUCCCGGUCAAUUCGGCGGUCCUGGGGGAUACGGUCGCCCGUCUUUCCGCGGUGGCGGUCAUGGCUUUGGUAACCGCGGCGGUCCGCGAUUUAUCGGCGGUGCCGGCAUCCCCGGAGCCCCGACACCGUUCAAACCCUUCCCCAGCAAGCUGGCUAUGGAGUACCUGGAAUUCGACGGGAAGCGUUUGCGGAAAGGAACUAUGAGGAAGACCAUCGACUACAAUGCGACGAUGUUGAACGUGCUUGAAGCCCGGCUGUGGCAGCGGGAUUACCGGGACAGGAGAGCCAUUCAGCCUGACGCGUUGUACUUCCCGCAAAUGUUCACUCCUAGUCAUUUGCUGGAUAUUCCCACGAAUGCCGUGGCGACGAGAUUCGUUCGCACGGCGACGAAUAAGCACCAUUCGCCGAUUUUCUGCAUGUCGUGGACUCCGGAAGGCCGGCGAUUGAUCACGGGCACAUCCACUGGGGAAUUCACGCUGUGGAAUGGAUUGACGUUCAACUUUGAAACGAUUCUUCAGGCCCACGACAGUCCUGUUCGUUCCAUGGUGUGGUCGCACAACGACGGAUGGAUGGUGACCGGAGACAGCUCGGGAUUCAUAAAAUAUUGGCAGACGAACAUGAACAACGUGAAGAUGUUUAAAGCUCAUUUGGAGCCCAUUCGCGGGAUCAGCCCAUCAGACCAGAAGUUGGCGACUUGCUCGGAUGACGGCACGGUGCGGAUUUGGGAUUUCUCCAAGUGCCAGGAGGAGCAUAUUUUAAGAGGGCAUGGAGCGGAUGUGAAAUGCGUCGACUGGCACCCGCAGAAAUCACUUGUAGCAUCCGGAAGCAAAGAUAAUCAGCAACCCAUCAAACUAUGGGACCCGAAAAGCGGGAAAAGCGUAACCACAUUACACGCUCAUAAAAGCACCGUGAUGGACCUAAAGUGGAAUCUCAAUGGAAAUUGGCUUGCGACAGCGUCAAGGGAUCAUUUACUCAAGUUGUUCGAUAUACGAAAUUUACGGGAAGAGCUGCAAGUUUUCCGAGGACACAAGAAAGAAGCUUCCAGGCAUGGAGCGGAUGUGAAAUGCGUCGACUGGCACCCGCAGAAAUCACUUGUAGCAUCCGGAAGCAAAGAUAAUCAGCAACCCAUCAAACUGUGGGACCCAAAAAGCGGGAAAAGCGUAACCACAUUACACGCUCAUAAAAGCACCGUGAUGGACCUGUUCACCUUAGAGUUACCUUUAACCGAACGCUGUCGCAGUUCCCUAGUAAAUGAGUUCAACAAGCUAUAUGCUUUAAAUGCCCUUCUCGACGUUCAAAAGGCUCCUGUGUUCUUUCUUCGAAGGUCACUUUCCUGGCAUCCAGUACACGAAGGGCUUUUUGCUAGUGGAGGUUCUGAUGGAGCACUCAUGUUCUGGCAUGUCGGAACGGAGAAAGAACUUGGGUCGAUCGAUCCCGGGCACGAAAGUAUAGUAUGGACGCUAGCAUGGCAUCCUUUGGGUCACAUUCUUUGUUCCGGGUCCAAUGACCACACGACGAGGUUUUGGACAAGGAAUCGGCCCGGGGACGUCGGAAGGUCACAAGGGGACAGAUUUCACAAUAUUCUCGGGUCCUCGGGCAUUGUUCUGCAUGGGUCACGGUCGGAGUUCGGGUCGCGUCAUGCCCAAGCGAACCAUGAUCAAGAUCGUAUUAACCAAGAUGCUUCCGGAGGAGCUGUGAUUCCAGGCAUGGGCAUUGAAGAAGAACCGUCCAAACAAGUCCCUGAAAUAAAGAAGGAACCGGAAGGAGGCUUUAGUUUUGGUGACGACGAAGAAUCUGGAGCUAUUCCUGGUUUCGACAUCACAUUGGACGCCAUCUUGGAAGAUGACAAAUCCAGGAAAAAGCUUCCGUUCGCGAAGCCGAUUCCGAAGCAGUUUCAGCAACAGUGGAACGACGUUAGACCCGUACCACCCCCUGUCCUUGCUGGUGGUCCUCCAGUUGCCGGUGCCACAGAAGGAAUUGCACCCGUUGCUCCAAUGGUUGAGGCGCCACAGAUUUUUGCUGUAGGAGAUACUGAUUUGCGACUAGGAAUGCCGCCGCCGCCCGGAGACCAGAUGUUCCCGGAAAGCAACCCUCUUCUUCUGGCCCAACCCGGAAUGCCAGCAGUGAUGCCAGGACUACUAGCCGACGGAGUUCGCGAACUCGGUCCUGAUUAUGACUUGUACAUCCGGCCGCUGGUGUUCCGCAUUACGCGGAAGUUGAAUUGCGACGGGACUUUCGUCCGCAAAUGGAAAGUCUCAUUGUCGGUGUGGUUCAACGUUGGUGCUGUCGUGACGUUUGUGUGCGCGUUGCCGACUUUGGUGACGAUAUUUUAUGCGUGCUUCGUUACUUUUUCGUGGCUGGGCGGAUCCGAUUCCGGUGGAAGUGAUGGAGACAUUUUUCAGAGUGCGCUCCCGACUGAAAGAUCAUCUGCGACUGAUGUUCUGUUGCUUGUCACAUCCUUGUUGAUUUCCCUCGUCUUUCACGAAUUUGGCCACGGUGUUGCAGCUGUCUUACUGAAAUUCCCGGUCUUGGGAGUCGGAGGGUUCGUGGUCGGGAUUAUGCCGGGGGCAUUUGUGAACAUCGCCAACAAAAUGACUACAGACCCUGAUGCCAUUCGGGAAGUGUUCGUUGUUGCAAGUGCGGGGAUUUGGCACAAUCUCGCCCUGUCUGCCCUGGCGGGGUUAUUUUCUCAAGUGAUUUUGCCUGUUGCGUUUGCUCCAGUGGUCGAUGCGGAGCGAAUGCUUCGGGUGGAUUCAGUAUCACACGGUUCUGCUUUCGGAGGUGCCGCGGGAUUAAUUCGUGGAGAUUACAUCGAGGCUGUGAACGGAUGCCCAAUUAAAUCUUUGGAAGAGUUUUCAGUGUGUUCGAGUAGAAACCAGCCCGGUAUUUGCAUCCCGCAACCGAGUUCAACAGUGGCUUCUUUGGAAGCGUGUCAUUGUGGUAACAGUAAUAACUCUUCCGCCAUCUGCUUUCGCCGCGAGGGGAUCAACGAAAUGUAUUCGUGUUUGCCAGUGAGGAACGCAUUCCACGAAAAAUCGGGUUUCUGUCACUUAUUUUCCGAUUGUGGGCGUUCUGAGUGUUGGCGACCCGUGCUCAAUGAAGAAACCGAACGUUUGAUGGAAAUCGAAACUUUACGUAAAGGCCGUUCGCAUAAAAUUUAUUUUAUCGGUAAACCGAUUUUGGCCAUGAGAAGUGUCACUUUCGUCGUCGACAUUCGGGUUCAUUAUCACACCUUGUUUUUGUUCUCAUGUGGGAUGGAAACUGAAGAACCUGGCGGGGCUGAAACUUUGGACUUGGAAAAAGGGAAUGAACUGUUCUGUUUUCAUGGCCCUUCUUUGAAUGCCGUGAAAUCUACGAAAUCUGACGAAAAGCAGCCGUUGUCACGAUCACCGAAGAAGCAUUCGGACCAAGACAAUGCAUCCAACUCGGAUCGCGUUCGCAGGGGUUCCACCAAAUCCCCGACUCCGACACAGUCUCCCCCGCGAGCUGAACCCCUUAACCUCGAACCAUCUUUAAAACUAGAAGACGUUCGGAUCGCGUCAUCCGCCACGAAGAAGCUCAAGCGAAAGCGAACGAAAAGCAAUAGCGAGGACUUGAGCGACGGAAGCGAUGACAGAGUCGUCAAGGAAGAAGUUGAUGGCUCAGACGACAAGCGACCAUCUCAUCAGAAGCACAAGCAUAGACGGAAGCUCGGCUUUGGAGAGAGUUCGACGGUACGGCAGUCGCCAUUUGCCAAGCCGGACAGGGUUGCCGUCAAACCACAGUAUUCGUCUAUGAAAACUCCGCGAAAGUUGAUGGACCCGAAUGUGGAGUGCGUUUUGGAUAUUGACGUUCCGCCGAAUUUGGCUGGCAUUUUAGUGCAAGACGCGAAGGAGUGUUCAUCAGUUGAGGAGGUGAAAUUUGAGUCUUGCGUGACGAUCGACGAAAUAUUUCAGCGAUAUCUCGAUACCAGACCCGACAUUCUUCAAUGCAAUUAUGCCAAGGUGAGAGUUAUCGAGCGGGUGGUUGGUGCAAUUGGAGACCUGUUUCAGCUUUUGCUUCCUGUUCGACUACUCUAUGACUCGGAGAAAGCCAUGCAUAGGAAUAUGACGCUUGACAUUUAUCCGAAAGGCUCCGAUUUUGUGUAUGUGCUGGAGAAAUGCCUGAACAAGCGAGCUCUGGAAGAACGACGGGCCGGCUUGGUGAUGAACUACGUUUACGAUAUUCUUGACUUUAUGAGAAGCAAUGUGGAGUUCUGGUACAAAGGUGAUUGUGGAUUACUUCUCAAGCAGUCCGAAGAAACGAAGGCUUCGGAGGACGUUGAAUUACCUGACAUCAGUGCGGACGACGCAGCGCAGGUUUUCUGUUACAAUUUUAAUCGCGAAGAUAUUUCGCAUGAUAAGGCGGGUGUGAAUGGUGUGAACUGCAGCAAGGAUCUAGCGUUGAUCUCAAAUUCUUCCGCGGAAAAUUGAAAAGACGAACGCUGCAGUUUUUUUUUUUUGUCAAGUGUGUUGUUCGAAAGAUUUA